AAUGUAAUAUUAUAUUGUUCAAUGUUCGAAUUUUAAUUUAACGUUCUUCAAGUUUUAUUAAGUUUAAAUUAAAAUGGCAUUUAUUGUUAAUGCUCUUUUAAGAUUCCGAGUUCUGGGAAAAUUGACAACACCGAUGAACGAAUCAUGUUUAGGAGUACUUCCUCAAAAUCAACAAAUUCGCAACAAAUGGCCUGAUUAUAGAAUGAAAAAAGAUGCACGUAAAAGAGAUACCCUUAGAGAUUAUGGUGUAUACAAGUUACGCUAUAAUGCACUUCGUAAAAAUGAUAUCAUUCCUUUGGAAAUUCAACAAAUUGCCGACAAAGAAAUCUACAACUGUCCAAGGGAUGCUAGUAUAACCAGAAUUGUUCAACGGUGUCAGAUAACAUCUCGUCCUCGAGGUAAUGUCAAAAGAUGGCGUUUAAGUAGAAUAGUGUUCAGACAUUUAGCUGAUUACAACAAAUUGGCUGGAGUUCAAAGAGCAAUGUGGUAAAAUAAAAAAAAAUUACCAGAACUUACAAAGGAAAUUUUUG
Sipha flava (yellow sugarcane aphid) is the source of this 530-nucleotide messenger RNA. RefSeq names its product 28S ribosomal protein S14, mitochondrial (gene mRpS14). The transcript has 4 exons. The record is from RefSeq and is a predicted model, not a curated record. Bases 74 to 490 code for a protein of 138 amino acids. Gene Ontology annotation, molecular function: structural constituent of ribosome. Gene Ontology annotation, biological process: translation. Gene Ontology annotation, cellular component: mitochondrial small ribosomal subunit; ribosome. Lineage: Eukaryota; Metazoa; Arthropoda; Insecta; Hemiptera; Aphididae.